AUGGAGUUCGACUACGUCACCGAGCCCAAGGUGGCCCCUAUUGCGCGGUUCGCGGAGCCCCUCGCUUUGACGUCCGUCUUUCCCUAUCUCCCGGAAAUGAUCAGCAGUUUCGGCGUUGAACAGAACGAUGUCGCAAAAUGGGCCGGCUACACCUCCGCCGUUUUCUCACUUUCCCAGAGCGUGACCGCCGUGGCGUGGGGUAGAGCCUCCGAUCGGAUCGGAAGGAAGCCGGCUAUCAUCAUCGGUCUGAUUUCGACCAUGGUGUUCUUCGUUGUCUGGGGCAUGUCCACGAGCCUGCCGAUGGCAAUUGUCGUGCGAGCUAUCCUGGGCAGCGGAAACGGAAACGUUGGCAUCAUCCGGACUAUGGUGGCGGAAAUGGUUCCCGAGAAGGAGCUGCAGCCUCGAGCGUUCUCCAUCAUGCCCCUGAUCUGGUCCGUUGGCUCCAUCUUCGGCCCGGCCUUCGGCGGCUUCUUCGCCAACCCCGCCCGCCGUUUCCCUGCCCUGUUCGGCGACAGCUGGUUUUUUAACGCAUACCCGUUUGCUCUGCCGAACUUGAUCGCUGCUGUCUUCUUCCUCAUCUCCGUCGCGACGGCCACCCUCUUCCUAAAGGAAACCCUCGAGAGCAAGCGCCAUAAGCCCGACUGGGGUCUCCUCUUGGGCGAACGCCUCACCCGCCCGUUCCGCCGCUCCCGCCCUCACAACUACCACCAUGCCCACGUCCGGCGCACUUCUUUCGUCGACGGUGAGGCAACGGCGCCGUUGGUCCCUACCAAGCUGAACCCCCCGGCCCAGCCGCUCGAUGACAGCAAGCAGUCCGCAGAGGCGCCGAGUAUGAAGGAGGUUUUCACCGCGCAGACGAGCAUCAACCUGCUCUGCUACACCUUUCUCGCCCUGCACUCUGUUGCAUAUGACCAGAUCCUUCCUGUUUUUCUCCAUCACCCUAAGCAGGUCCACAAUCCCGAGAACACCCACCUGCCUUUCCAGUUCUCCGGCGGCUUCGGUCUCAGCUCGGACCGCAUCGGCACCAUCUUCACCAUUUACGGCAUCACCUGCGGCGUGAUCCAGUUCUUUGUCUUCCCUCCUCUCUGCAACUAUUUCGGUGUCCUUCGCUGCUUCCGUGCUUGUGCCGUCACCUUCCCCUUCGUCUACAUUCUCACUCCCUACGUGGUCCUCUUCGAGAGUAACUUUGGCCAGUACGCCGCGCUCAUGGUGGUCAUGUUCACCAAGGCCUUCGCUGUCAUCAUCGGCUUCCCCUGCAUGACGAUCCUGCUCACCAACUCGGCCUCGUCGCUGCGCAUCUUAGGCACACUCAACGGCUUCGCCACCAUGUUCAGCGGCUUUGGGCGCGCCUUCGGGCCCGCCGCCGCUGGCGCCGCCUUCAGCUGGGGCGUCGCCCGCGGUUACGUCAUCGUCGCCUACUGGUUUCUCGCGUUGACGGCGGUGCUCGGCGCCAUCCCCGUCUACAUGCUCUUCGACUACGAUGCCCUUACGCAGACGCCCGACGCGAGCGACGACGAGGAGCAGGACGAGAGCGUUAGCGACGAGGGAUACGUCAGUGAGGGCAGCGUUGUCGCUUCCGGCAGCGGGCAGGGCGCGUUGGCGGAGACGGCGCCUUUACUCGGGGCCAAGAACGGCGCGGCGGGAUACGACGCUGUCAGUCCUUCCCGGUCGUAG
This is a messenger RNA of Colletotrichum higginsianum IMI 349063, 1674 nucleotides long. RefSeq names its product Major facilitator superfamily transporter. The record is from RefSeq and is a predicted model, not a curated record. Gene Ontology annotation, biological process: transmembrane transport. Gene Ontology annotation, molecular function: transmembrane transporter activity. Bases 1 to 1674 code for a protein of 557 amino acids. NCBI's taxonomy places the organism in Eukaryota, Fungi, Ascomycota, Sordariomycetes, Glomerellales, Glomerellaceae. The transcript is spliced from 4 exons.